Iphiclides podalirius (scarce swallowtail) is the source of this 1671-nucleotide messenger RNA. NCBI's taxonomy places the organism in Eukaryota, Metazoa, Arthropoda, Insecta, Lepidoptera, Papilionidae. The record is from the annotation of a GenBank genome assembly.
AUGGAGCCGAAAAUUUCUCUAAGACAAGACCCGGCUUACAUAAAACUGCAGGAGUUUUAUAAUACAAAUGCUGAAAAAAUUAAUAUCCUUCAACUUUUUCAACAAGAUCCUGAUCGCUUCAAUAAAUUUAGUCUACGCAUUCCGACACCCGAUGAUGGCGACAUUUUGUUGGAUUACUCUAAGAACCGUUUAGACCAAGCCACUUUUGAACUCCUUCUGAAUCUUGCUAAAAGCCGUGGCAUUGAACAAGCUAGAGAUGCUAUGUUUACAGGGCAGAAGAUAAACUUUACAGAGGACCGCGCUGUACUGCACAUCGCACUGCGCAACCGUCAAAACAGACCAAUCCUUGUGAACGGUGCUGAUGUGACUCCUGACGUCAAUGCCGUUCUUGGUCACAUGAAGGAGUUCUCUGAGCAGGUUAUAAGCGGGCAGUGGAAGGGGUACACGGGGAAGCCAAUCACUGACGUCAUCAAUAUCGGCAUCGGUGGCUCCGAUCUGGGACCACUCAUGGUUACAGAGGCUUUGAAGCCAUACGCCAACCAUCUCAAGGUUCACUUCGUGUCAAACAUCGACGGGACGCAUUUAGCAGAGGUGCUCAAACGCCUUAACCCAGAGACUUCGCUCUUCAUCAUAGCUUCGAAAACAUUCACCACGCAGGAGACUAUAACCAAUGCCACUUCAGCGAAGAACUGGUUCCUAGAUGCCGCUAAAGAUGCGUCGGCGGUGGCAAAGCACUUUGUUGCGCUGUCGACUAACAGCGAAAAGGUGACCGCUUUCGGAAUAGACUCCAAGAACAUGUUCGGCUUCUGGGACUGGGUCGGCGGGAGAUACUCACUUUGGUCGGCGAUCGGCCUGUCCAUCUCGCUGUACAUCGGCUACGAUAACUUCCAGAAGCUUCUAGAGGGCGCAAACUACAUGGACCAACAUUUCGCAACGGCUCCGUUGGAGAAGAAUGCACCAGUGAUUCUAGCUCUUCUCGGUAUCUGGUAUCACAACUUCUAUGGCGCGGAGACGCACGCACUCCUGCCCUACGACCAAUACUUGCACAGGUUCGCGGCGUACUUCCAGCAGGGCGACAUGGAAAGCAACGGGAAGUACGUGACGCGCGCCGGCAAUCGCGCCGACUACUCGACGGGGCCCAUAGUGUGGGGCGAGCCGGGCACAAAUGGCCAGCACGCGUUUUACCAGCUGAUACACCAGGGGACCAGGCUCAUCCCGUGCGACUUCAUCGCGCCGGCCCAGACCCACAACCCGAUUUCCAACGGCAUACACCACAAGAUCCUGCUCGCAAAUUUCCUGGCGCAAACCGAGGCCCUCAUGAAAGGAAAAACUUCGCAAGAGGCCAAAGCGGAACUUUUGAAGUCCGGUAUGGCGCCGGAAUCCGUCGAGAAGAUUUUACCGCACAAGGUGUUCCUGGGCAAUCGGCCUACGAACUCGAUUGUUGUUAAGAAGGUCACCCCCUUCACACUUGGAGCCUUGAUCGCGAUGUACGAACACAAGAUCUUCACGCAAGGCGUGAUCUGGGACAUCAACUCCUUCGAUCAGUGGGGCGUGGAGCUCGGCAAGCAGCUGGCCAAGGCGAUAGAGCCGGAACUGCAGGACAAGAAGCCGGUCAGCACCCACGACGCCUCCACCAACGGCCUCAUCAACUUCCUAAAGGAGAACUACGCU